AUGAGCCGUACCGACGACACGGCACGGGCCUCUCGACCGGCUCGAAGCGACAAUUUUGAAGAAGUGAAGGAUGGUGGGGGAUCUGUGUCAAACAAUGGCCCUCCCGCUCGCGACGACACCGCGCCCGCGCGAAUUAACCGACCGCACCCCUCUAAAUUGCUCACUUGGGAGGAGACCUUGCACCUUGCCAAAUGUGCUGUUGAGAAUGGUCUUCAAGAGACGAAACGAUCCUUGGGCGACAGUGAAGCAGUAGGAGAUGUAGUGCGCCCCAAAUUGACGAUUGAUCUUGGGCACAAAAAUAUCGGUUAUGUCCCCGAUGAGGUCGUGGAUAUCAUCAAGGACGAGGUUGCAAGGUUGUCGUUGUCAAAUAACUAUAUCGACCGUAUCCCUUGUCGCUUCCAAGAAUGUAUCCAUCUUCGGUAUCUCAACAUUAGAGCGAACAACUUUACGGAAUUUCCCAAAGGCGUAUUUAACCUUUCGUUUCUCGAAAUCCUCGACCUGAGCCGGAAUAAGAUUACAAAAAUACCCGAAGAGAUACGGAAUCUCACGUCUCUGCGAGUUCUUUCAGUCAUGCAGAACCUCCUAGAAGACCUCCCAAGCGAACUAUCUGAUAUGAAUAAACUCCAAGUGUUGAAGGUGUCCGGCAAUUCCCUAAAAUAUCCACUGAAACGGAUUUUGGAUAUGAAAGAAGCCGAUAUCACGGUCACUGAGAUGACAGAUAAUGAAAAGGGAAGCGCAUUAACCGCCGAACUCAAGAGGUAUCUGAAAAGCAGGCAGCUUACUUUACUUGAUGUUGACAACCUAACCGACAUAAGUGCAAUGGAAACGCCGAAACCCCCAAAACGGGGUAAUCGUUUUCCAGUUAUUCCUAGGACUAAUGGCACGGAUGCAUCCCAAGAUUCGAAAUCCCCAUCAUACUCGCGGCCCCCUCCAAUUCCUAUCCGCUCCCAUCACCGAAUUGCAUCAGGCCAAAGUGGUUUCGGACACAAUGGAGUUAGUCGAUUCAGGUUUCCUUCCGCCAGUGAACGGAACCGAAGUAAUAGUGAGGGUGUCAUCCAAGGCCCGAGUUCCCUCCAUAACAAACGCCUGGGUAUGGUUAGUCGAAUGAACGACCUCGGCACACUUGAUGAAAUCCGUCCUUAUCGAAACAGCCACUUGCGUGGUUUAAGCCAUGGCUCACUGUUACGAAACCAACCCAGUGCAAAUUCAAAUGGCAGCAACUCCUCCAGCCCAGGUAGCCCCAAGGAGCGCAGGCGAUUGCGAGACGGAUUUGUUCGACGCAUGUCAAGUUUACCCGAGUACAAAAUUGAGAAGAAGUUGAAGAUACCCAUCAUCGAAGCCGCUAGGACCUUGCUUUAUUCUCUCUAUCUGGUUCACCCUCAUAUAUCGUCGUUAAUCAACGUUAUCAGGGCCGAGGAGUUUCGAAGAACCAGUCUAGAAAUUGUUUUCUAUAAUGCAUCUACCCACAUUGAACAACUCAAUGAAGCGUUGGAGAUUGCCGAAGGGGCAAAUUUGAGAGAUCCCGAUACGGUGAAGCGGCUGUCCGAUGCUGUCAGACAUGAAUGCGAUACAUGCAUCAACGCGUACAUCCACGUUGCCACGCAAUUCCGUCACAAUAUUUCAAAAAUAAUAUCACUUGUUGACCCGAAAUACGUGCGCUCCUUACUGCUCAUGAUUUAUGGGAGCGUUGCUGAACUUCGCAAUGUGCACGUUAACCUUGGGGUUGAUCAAAAACGAAAGAAACAACCAAGCGCAGUGAAACAGGACAUCCUGGAAACGGCCAGGAAGGUACCUCCCAUCAAUACCAGUGAAUACGCAAUCACUCCUCCAACCAGAGAGCGUCCCCCACCGAUGAGACGACUUCGGAGUGAGACCACAAUUCACCAGCAGAACCCCAUUAUUCAGUCCAACCAACCAACUUCCCAUGUCACGAACGGCUUCCCGGGCCCUCCAAACCAGCCAUGGCUUUCAUCCCUGAGCAUAGGUACACGAAGUCGAUCCAGUAGCAGGUCCAACACCCUCCUAACUUCGUCGGGACCAUCAUCCCUCGCGAACACGCCUCGGUCUGGUGAAUCCUUUGGCACCCUUUCGGCCUCCACUGUCAGCCGUAUCAACCCGAUGACCGGCCUAGAUGAGUACGAGGAGGAAAGGAUCUUUGAGAAGAUAUUUGUUCAGCUCACAGCCGCCUACCGAGCGGUGUUGCAAGCCGUUCCCGUCGCCUCUCAUCAAUUCUCCCAGUGCCUUGAGCUAGCAGAGGCGACGCGGGCCCCGCAACCAAUACAUUCUUUGCUGAGUAAACUAAUUUCUCGUUGCCGUACAUGUAUUGAUGUCGCUGAGGCACUUCAAAUCAGGCUAUCGACCAUGAAAUUGAAGGAGCCGGGUGGCGGGAUGAGAAACCAACGUGAAUUUUGGCAGUUAUGCAAAACUUUCUUGCAGUCAUUCGUUGAAUUGGUCAUCGACAUGCGAGAGGCCAAGAAUCUUCGUUUGCUUCCUCCCGAUAUAGUCGCCAUUCUUCGACCUGUUCAAAAGGCAAGCAGGGAGGCAGGAAGGCUGAUUGAUACCUCCCCUUGGUCAUAUCUCGCUGAACUGAAUACUUCGAAUCCGUCGACAAUUUUUCCACCAUCGAUCCAACCUCAUCAUGUGCAAUCUUAUUCUAAUUCAACGACGGGUUCUGGAACUACCGGAUCGCUUUCCCUGACAACCGGGUCAUCCCCACAGUCCAUUGCAAUGCCAGCGACACCGUUAAGUGCUGCCUUGGGUCCUGCAGCGCAAGCUACCGUCCCUUCGGCUCCAGUCAGCGCAUGUAGUGACCGUUUUUUCGCGGGCAACCUUUACGAAAGGGCGGAUUCAUUGCUUUCCAUGUCCGGUCCGGCACCGUUAUUCAUCCGUCGAUGA
Uncinocarpus reesii 1704 is the source of this 2895-nucleotide messenger RNA. RefSeq lists its product as uncharacterized. NCBI's taxonomy places the organism in Eukaryota, Fungi, Ascomycota, Eurotiomycetes, Onygenales, Onygenaceae. The record is from RefSeq and is a predicted model, not a curated record. Gene Ontology annotation, molecular function: protein binding. The transcript has 4 exons. Bases 1 to 2895 code for a protein of 964 amino acids.